Menidia menidia (Atlantic silverside) is the source of this 861-nucleotide messenger RNA. Lineage: Eukaryota; Metazoa; Chordata; Actinopteri; Atheriniformes; Atherinopsidae. The record is from the annotation of a GenBank genome assembly.
AUGAGCAGCGGCACGGUCGCCGUGACGCCGUCAGGCCUCAGCUGGCAUUUCCAAGCUGUCUCCACAGACAGACGGACAAAAGACCCGUCCUCGGCCGUCAGCGACUCAGGAAACAUCCCUGAGUUCUUUACGGAUGAUGUUGUGACUGAUGGGUGUCUUUUCGAUCUUGAAUGUUUCAGCAAAGGGGAGGUGGCGUCCAUCGAGACAGAGCUACUUCGGGACUACCGGUUUGGGCAGCAGCAGCUGAUAGAGAUUUGGGGACAGGCCUGCGCCCUCGCCAUCGCUAAGGCGUAUCCUCUCAGCUCUCUGGGAAAGAAGCAGCCAACAGUGCUCGUGAUCUGUGGUCCGGACCAAAAUGGCUCCAUUGGCCUGGUGUGCGCUCGACACCUGCGCAUAUUCGACUAUGAGCCCACUAUCUACCAUCCAAAACGCUCCCCGCACAGUCUCCACCAGGACUUCACGGUCCAGUGUGAGAAGAUGGACAUCCCCUUCCUCUCCUACCUCCCCACAGAGGUGCAGCUCAUAAACGAUGCCUACAACCUCGUCAUAGAUGCCAUGCUGGGCCCGGAGUCGGACUGUUCCAACAUCAAGGAGCCAUAUUCUGGCAUUCUGGUCACCUUAAAGCAAGUCAAGAUCCCCAUCGUCAGUGUGGAUGUGCCGUCAGGUUGGGAUGCUGAAGAACCGUGUGAGGAUGGGAUAAACCCAGAAGUUCUUAUCUCACUCACAGCACCAAAAAAGUGUGCCAUGAAUUUCUCUGGCAAGCAUUUCCUGGCUGGACGCUUCCUGCCCUAUGACAUGCAGAAAAAAUACGAGCUCAAUCUCCCCGACUACCCCGGAACAGACUGUCUCAUAGAAUUGUAA